Messenger RNA from Astyanax mexicanus (Mexican tetra), 5281 nucleotides. It is a transcript of the gene lrfn2b, whose product is annotated as leucine rich repeat and fibronectin type III domain containing 2b. Bases 889 to 3282 code for a protein of 797 amino acids. The transcript has 8 exons. Lineage: Eukaryota; Metazoa; Chordata; Actinopteri; Characiformes; Acestrorhamphidae. Gene Ontology annotation, molecular function: protein binding. Gene Ontology annotation, cellular component: postsynaptic density membrane; cell surface. The record is from RefSeq and is a predicted model, not a curated record.
UCGGGCUGUGCUGUGUGAUGUCCCGCCUGUAGCGGGAGCGCGGUGUCUGUCUGUGCGCGCGCUGUGUCUCAAAGAAGAGAAGAGAGUGGGAGAAGUAAUCCGAUUUACUUGUGUUCGGGAGGAUCGCACGCGCGCCGGUGAUUCCUCUGUAGCGGGACAGUAGCGCUGAAGAUGACGCACUGUUAUCUAGUUGAGAAUCGGGGAGAAUGUGCGCGUGUUUGACUGGCAGACUGACUGUCCAGAGAGAUUAGUGUACUGAUGAUAGAGAGAGGAGAGAGACAGGAGGAGCGCGCGGGUCCUCCGCACUCAGCCUGAAGAUUAUUAGCGCGCGCUGAGAGACAGCCAGCGAGCGACGCUCCGAAGUGAUCGAUGCAUCGCCUGCAGGUCGCUGCGAUUAAUCGCGCAGGUCUGGAGAACUGGAGGAAGGGGAUCCGGGCUUGUCUGCGCUGGUCUCGUCGCACGGACGCACCUUUUUCCUCACCAAUCAUGGAGUUUUUACGCAUUGGAAUAUGAGAACGCAGCGCGGGAUAAGGCUGGAAUAAACGGAGCACGCAGACGAAUCGUCGCAUCAUCGAAUCGUCAUGAUCGUACAAACUAAACGGUAAAGACUGAAUGCAGUGUUCCUGAGAUUCUACAGGCAGGAGAGAGCACGCUCACACCGCCGGCAGCUGAAGAAAAGAGGAGUGAGUGGAGCGGUCAGCAUGAGGUCCAGAAUCACAGCAGACUGAGCCGAGGGGACACCUAAUUACUGCUGUCUAUUUCACUGUUAAUCAGCAGCCCUGGCCUGCGGGAGGGCGGAGCGUGGGAUUUGAUUGACGGGCCUCCAUCUUGUGAGGGAACCUAUGGCACAGCAGCAGCACAGUACAGGUCCCUUUAUGUGAAUCUACCAUGGACCGUGUGCUCUGCGGGCUGCUGGUCCUGGGUAUGGCUGUGACGGUGGCUCACACAUGCCCCAAAUACUGCAUGUGCCAGAACUUAUCCGAGUCUCUGGGCACGCUGUGUCCAGCUAAAGGCCUUCUGUUCGUUCCCCCCGACAUCGACCGUCGCACGGUGGAGCUGCGGCUGGGCGGGAACUUCAUCCUCCGCAUCACGCAGCAGGACUUUGCCAACAUGUCAGAUCUGGUGGACCUGACGCUCUCCCGAAACACCAUCAGCUACAUCCAGCCUUUUUCUUUCGGGGACCUGGAGACCCUUCGCUCGCUGCACAUGGACAACAACCGGCUAGUGGAGCUGGGUGCGGACGACCUGCGAGGCUUAGUGAACUUGCAGCACCUCAUUUUAAACAAUAACCAGCUCGGCCGAAUCAACGAGCGCGCCUUUGAGGAUCUGGUGGCGGCGCUGGAGGACCUGGACCUGUCCUACAACAACCUGCAGGCUUUACCCUGGGACUCGGUCAGGCAGAUGGUCAACCUGCACCAGCUGAGUCUAGAUCACAACCUGCUGGAUUACAUCCCAGAGGGGACCUUCGUGGACUUGGAACGUCUGGCCCGACUGGACCUGACCUCCAACCGCCUCCAGAAGCUUCCUCCUGACCCCAUCUUUGCUCGGGCUCAGGAUUCCUCCCUGAUGACCACGCCCUUCGCCCCUCAGCUUUCUCUCAGUGUAGGUGGAAACCCGCUGCACUGCAACUGCGAGCUGCUCUGGUUCCGCCGGCUGGAGCGAGACGAUGAUCUGGAGACCUGCGCAUCUCCGCCCGGCCUGAAGGGGCGCUAUUUCUGGAAUGUUAGAGAAGAUGAGUUCAUGUGUGAGCAGCCGCUCAUCACGCAGCACACACACAGAUUGCUGGUCCUGGAGGGUCAGACAGCCAGCCUCAGGUGUGAAGCAAUCGGAGACCCAGCUCCCACCAUCCACUGGGUUGCCCCUGACGACCGGUUGCUUGGUAACUCCUCCAGGACAGUCGUGCACCGAAACGGCACUCUGGAGAUCACCAUCACCACCUCAAAAGAGAAUGGAGUCUUUACCUGCAUCGCUGCCAACGUAGCUGGAGAGUCCACAGCUUCGGUUGAGCUGUCAAUCAUCCAGCUACCCCACAUAAGCAACAGCACAGGACAGUCCUCUCAGCCCAAGUCCCGCCUCUCUGACAUCACAGGCACUUCAAAGACUAGCAAGACUGCAGCGAAGAACCAGCCAGAUAAGGCAGUGACUGCUUCUGAAGUAACUGCAGUCUCUGCCCUCGUCCGGUGGUCUGUCAGCAAAACGGCUCCCAAAGUGAAGAUGUUCCAACUCCAGUACAACUGCUCUGAUGAUGAAGUGCUGAUCUACAGGAUGAUCCCUGCUUCCAGCAAGGCCUUCCUGGUCAACAAUCUGGUGUCAGGCACCCGCUAUGACCUGUGUGUGCUGGCGGCGUGGGACGACUCGGCCACCACCUUGACGGCUACGAGCGUAGUUGGGUGUGUGCAGUUCUUCACCAGGGAUGACUACCCACAGUGCCAGUCCAUGCAUGGCCAGCUUCUGGGCGGCACAAUGAUCCUGGUGGUUGGUGGUGUGAUUGUGGCAACGUUGCUCGUCUUCAUCGUCAUCCUGAUGGUGCGCUACAAGGCCGGAGAGGGUGGGGCUGUGGAGGGUCCAGAACCUCCUGUUAGCAAGCUUAGCGACGUCAGCGACACUUUCUCUCAGACCAACGGUGGGCGACUGGGACCGAACGGAGUCUUGCUUCCACCUCCAAAACCCAAGCCCAAAGUCACCAUGCGGGACGAGAUGGUGGAAUUCAAGUGCGGCUCCCUCCAAAGCAGUCUAAGCUCCGCCUCCUCCUCAUCCUCCUCUUCUUCGUCCGGAUCUCUGGAUGCUGCUGGUUCCUACAGCCCCAACAGCGCUUUGGCUAGCAUCUGGAGGUCGGCCAAUCCCAAACCGCGAGGCAAUCUGGAUCAUCUGUUGGGAGCCAUCAGUUCUUUGGAGCUGAAAGGCCAGAGCAGGGAGGGGACGCCGACAACAGGAAGCGCCACGCCCACACCUGCUGCAGCUGCUGCGAAAGGAGCACCAGCUGCAGUGCCCCCUACUGACAAGGAGCCGCUGCUAGGCCGGACGCUGGACUCUCGGCUCAGUAAGCUGCUCAUGUUGCCUCUGGACUCCAAGCCAAAGCGGAGCCACUCGUUUGACAUGGGCGAUAUUGCGGCGUCCACUGGCGCCCAGCUGAGCAACUACCAGCGCAGGCUCAGCAACAUCUGGACCAAACGCAGCCUCUCCAUCAAUGGCAUGCUGCUCAAAUGCGAUGAGGAGGGGGAGACGGGCAGCAGUAAAGGCACUCUGGAAAGUUCAGAGUGGGUAAUGGAGAGCACUGUAUAGGGCAGGUGGUGAACACAAACUGCCUUUAGGCCAUUGGUUCCCAGCCUUAGUUCCAGAGUGUACCGCCCUGCACAUUUUAGUGCUUUUCUGCACCAAACACACCUGAUACAACUCUUGGAUCAGAAAGAUCAUCUUAUCUUAGUGGAGUAGAUGUUCAGCACUGAGAAAAUCACAUGAAAUCUGUAAUUCGUCGCUGUCCAAUGAAAAACAACAACAAAUCUCCAAAACAGCAACUUUACAGGACAGAAAAAAACAUUGUAGACUUCAAUGUAAAAAGAGUUUAUUUCAGGUCAUUUUGAAGAGUUUCUAUUGUUCUGUUCAUCAAGAAAUUUUGUCACAGACAGUUUGUCUGUUUAAAUUAUGUGGUAAACUAAAAAUCUACAAAAAUUGAGAAGUGUUUUUCAUUGGACAGCGACGAUUUAUUUCUUUAUUCAUGCCAAAGUCACAUGUGGUUUGUAAUCUGAUUUAAAGAAUUUGGAUAUUUAAACAAAGAUCAGAAUAUAAGCUGUGGAAUUUGGUACUGAUUGUUCAACUAUUCCAGUUUAAAACAGGAAAAAUGGAAGGUUUAAGGUCCCAUUUAGGAGCAGAUUGUAUGCAGCACAUUUGCAAGUUAUUAAAAAAUCAGAUUGUUGACCUAUUUGCUUACAAAUCCACAUAGGCUUUUUUGAACAGUUGGAACAGUAUAACAAUACACAUUAUUUUCAGAUCAAAUUUGAAACUACAAGGAAACAUAGAAACAUGGCUUAAAUCAAAUGUAACAUUUUGUCAUUUAAUUAAACAGCAGCCUCUAAGAUAUUUUUCUUAUAAGUUGAAGGCGGUAGAAUUCUUAACGUUGGAGGUGACAAAAUAUUCUAAAUAUUGGUAUCAGUGUCCUGAAAUGACCAUGUCUGAAAUAUAGUCUUAAUAUUUUCAGGUCUAAACAGCGUGGUCUGGUAGGUUUGUUGGCUGUGAUUGCUCUGUACUUGUUGACAGUAUUUCAUAAAUUAACAAAAUGAACAAACAGUAUAUGCAAACCCACAUAAUUCCCCAUCAAUUCAUUUACAUUGACCUUUUUUAAAAGUAUUCUGCACAUGCUAUUACACGUGCAACUACACAUUCUCACCAGAGAGGUCUCUAAAUCCCCAAAUCACCUAAACAUACAGAUGGUCACUUAAAACUGUAGAAAAUCAGCUUGUCUGAACAAGGGUUUAAAUGUCAAGGGUUUAACAAGCCUUUCCUUAGUUGAAAAGGGUUUGUUAGAGCAGAAAAAUGGUAAGAUGUGCAGGGCUCCAGUACUCCCAGACCAGGAUAAUGAACCACUGCCUUUAGGGGGAGCCUGCUGCUCUGCUGUCAGAGACAAAUAAGGGGAUAAACCCCCUGUCCCACCAUGCAUGGAAUUAUAUAUUGAUUUAUGACAUUCAAGUGUUGUUCAAGCAUAUAUUCACUCUAUGACUCUACGAUGUGUCGGGGACAGGUCCCCGGCCGGCAGUUAUCAGCUAUACGCUCUGUUGAAUGAGUGUGUGAGUGUGCGACUGGGUGCGUGUUUGUCUGUCAAGUGUAUGUGGUGAGUGAUAUAUCAGCUGUAAUAAAUGAGAACUGUUCAGGCCAUGCGUCACUGACUGGACCAGGGUCUUCAUGCUGGUCAAGGCGGACUGUUUAAUGACGGUUAAACAGCUUCUACUGAGGAGACUCUACCUAACAGAACGCCUUGGUGGAGUUUUCUCCAGAAAAACACAGCAUCACAGACUCAGACUGUACAGCAAUCCUCUGGUACAGCUACUGUUUAUACAUGUAAUGAAUUGAAAGUUUUAUAUUUUUUAUCUUUGCCGGUCAAAACACUCAUAAACGUUCAGCCACUUCUUCUCGGGGGGGAAGAGUAAAAACAUUCACAGAGCUUUCAUCCCACCUCCUCCCUCCUUUUCUCUUUUCUUCUAUUCGCUCUCUCUUAUGUCUCUCGAAGGAGUCAUCUGCAAAAGCAGAGUUUUAAAAGGAUCCACUGAGGUAUUUUUUUUUUAUUUUU